Molecule: messenger RNA, 922 nt
Organism: Propithecus coquereli (Coquerel's sifaka)
Lineage: Eukaryota; Metazoa; Chordata; Mammalia; Primates; Indriidae
Gene: NUDT5
Product: nudix (nucleoside diphosphate linked moiety X)-type motif 5
Exons: 10
Coding region: 135-794 (219 amino acids)
Biological process (GO): nucleoside phosphate metabolic process; ribose phosphate metabolic process
Cellular component (GO): nucleus
Molecular function (GO): ADP-ribose diphosphatase activity
Source: RefSeq, a predicted model, not a curated record
GUUUCCAGCCGUGGUGCUGGCAUCUGCUGAGACUGCAGCCUCGGAUUUGUCCUUUUUUUCUUUCCUCCCACUUCCCUUCUUCACCCCCACGUGAACUUGUCACCUGAGGACUGUAAAAACUAAUUAGUUUGAAAAUGGAGAACCAAGAACCAACGGAUUCUUCUCAGAAUACCAAACAGUCUAUUAUUUCAGAGGAGUUAAUUUCAGAAGGAAAAUGGGUCAAGCUUGAAAAAACAACUUACAUGGAUCCUACUGGUAAAACUAGAACCUGGGAAACAGUGAAACGCACAACCAGGAAGGGACAGACUGCUGAUGGUGUAGCGGUCAUCCCUGUGCUGCAGAGAACCCUUCAUUACGAGUGCAUUGUUCUAGUGAAACAGUUCCGACCACCGAUGGGCGGCUACUGCCUCGAGUUCCCUGCAGGUCUCAUAGAUGAAAACGAAAGCCCAGAAGCAGCUGCUCUGCGGGAGCUUGAGGAAGAAACUGGCUAUAAAGGUGACGUUGCUGAAUGCUCUCCAGCUGUAUGCAUGGACCCAGGUUUGUCGAACUGUACCACACACAUCGUGACAGUAACCAUUAAUGGGGAUGACGCAGAAAACGUACGACCCAAGCCAAAGCCAGGGGAUGGAGAGUUUGUGGAAGUAAUUUCUUUACCAAAGAAUGACCUGCUGAAGAGAAUUGAUGCUCUGGUAGCUGAAGAACAUCUUACGGUGGAUGCCAGAGUCUAUUCCUAUGCUCUCGCGCUGAAACACGCAAACACGAAGCCAUUUGAAGUGCCCUUCUUGAAAUUUUAAGGUUAAAGACAACACUGGCCAUACGUUUUUAUAAAUGAGACCACCAGGCCUUCUUCACUAAGACUUUGUAUUCAACUUAGUUUAAUGUAGAUUUGAAAUUAGCUUUUUCAUAAAAUAAAAGCGCAGAA